Talaromyces rugulosus is the source of this 4026-nucleotide messenger RNA. RefSeq lists its product as uncharacterized. Gene Ontology annotation, molecular function: protein binding; ATP binding; RNA binding. NCBI's taxonomy places the organism in Eukaryota, Fungi, Ascomycota, Eurotiomycetes, Eurotiales, Trichocomaceae. The record is from RefSeq and is a predicted model, not a curated record. The transcript is spliced from 3 exons. Gene Ontology annotation, cellular component: intracellular anatomical structure. Bases 1 to 4026 code for a protein of 1341 amino acids.
AUGGGCGGAAAAUCCAAGGGUGGAGGUGCCCGUGGAGGAGGCAAGCCUGGCACAAAACAGGCAAAGGCCGCUGCCGAAAAGGCUUCGCAGACUGCUGCAAGCACACCGGAAACUGAAGGCGAGGCGAAGAAGCCUACCGUCAAACAAGUCAUUGGUGGCGCAUCAUGGACGGGCAAGCUUCCGGUGAAUAUGCUCUCAGAGCAUUGUCAGAAAAAGAAGUGGGGGAAGCCAGAAUACAUCAUGCAGAAAAAGGUCGCGGACGGCUUUGUCUCGUCUGUUAUAUUGAGCAAAACCGACCUAAAGACGAAGGAAACCACUACGUUGCCUCCGAUGGAACUCCCUCAUACCCACCGGGCUCUCGCAGCCCAACCGACAGCUUUAGAAGCCAGGCAUUUCGCUGCCACCUACGCUCUGUUCCGUGUCGCUAGCGAGAAAAACAUACACGUUAUGCUACCGCCAAAUUACAGGAAAUUAUGGAAGGAGGAUUUCAUGGAGGUGAAAAAUGCGGCAGUCGCUCAAGACAAGGCCUGGAUGUACGGAGCCGAUCCGUUCUUGAUCAAGCAAGAGCGUGAGGCGGCUGAAGAAGAGGAGAAGAAGAAGAAAUUAGAACGGCAGAAAGCUCACGCCAAGCCAGAUGAUAAAGUCAAUCUAGGACUGAGCAGCGCCGGGGACAACACCGGACGUGGAAAAGCAUGGUCUCGCGCUCCAAAAGUUGACCUUGGGAACAGACUGCGCCGCGAAAUCGAAGAGCUACUUCGGAGCAAGAUCAUUUGGAAUCCUUAUAACGUGAAAAUACCGAAGGAUCGGCAGAAACAGAUUAUUGAUGAAUUCUCUCGCUUAGGCUUUCGCCGAAGCCAUAUCGAAGAAGCUGUCGCGGAAUGCAAGGAUCGCGAAGAGGUGCUAGAAUGGCUUUUACUACACGUACCUGAAGAUGAUUUGCCUCGCUGGAGUUUCCCGGAAGGCUACUCUGCUGGUGUCAGUCUAGCAAGUGGCAAUCUUGCACAUGAGUCGAAAAUUAAACGUCUUGCCGCAGCAGGAUAUCCUGCUGAUGUUUGUGCUAUUAUCCUGGACAAAAAUGGAGGAGACGAAGGACUAGCCGCUGAGAGUUUACAAAAUGCUCUCCUUGAGCAUGUUCCAUCGCGUGUGCCUUUGGAAUCGACUGAUGAAGAUAUUUGGGCUGAAGAACAUACCACUUUAGAAGCUAUAUUUGGUGAAAGAUACAAACGCGUCUCGAAAACGGUUUGUCAAGUCCAAGGAGAAGUUCCAGGGCUUUCUAAGCCAGUCACAUUCCGGUUUCAGAAACCUUCUACUCCAUAUCCCUCCAAUCCUCCGAUCAUAUCGAUACUUUCGGAUGGACUUCCAGCAUACAUUAGGUUAAGCGCCGUGAAGAAAGUUGUCCAAUACUCAAUGGAGGAUCUUGUGGAACAACCGAUGGUUUUCAGCAUUGUGGAUUGGCUAGAGGUGAAUGUUCCUAUGGUAAUAGACAAUCCAGGCAAGCUGCGAGAAAUCGCGAGCGGUGUCAGCCAGCCAGCCAAGAUUCAAAACCGUUCUACGCCACUCCCUGUCAGGCCAGGACGCAGAAAUCCCAAGGCUCUCGGCUCUGAAAACGGCGCGCCUUCUGGUACCUCAGUAUAUGAAAGCUGGAAGCAGAAGCAGAACACACCUUCUCAAAGAGACAUGAACCAGAAGCGGCGACUGUUACCCGCUUGGGGAAUGCAGGAGGCCAUCAUCCAAUGCGUCAAUUCGUAUCAAGUCACCAUUGUUUCUGGCGAGACUGGUAGCGGCAAAAGUACGCAAUCAGUACAAUUUGUUCUGGAUGACUGGAUAAAGCGCGACAUGGGCAAUAUAGCGAAUAUUGUGUGCACACAACCCCGAAGGAUAUCAGCUCUAGGACUUGCAGACCGAGUUAGCCAGGAACGAUGCUCCAGCACCGGGGACGAAGUCGGUUACAUUAUCCGUGGUGAUUCAAAGUCAAAGCCUGGCAAGACGAAAAUCACGUUCAUGACAACCGGUGUAUUACUUCGUCGGUUGCAAACGGGAGCCGGCCCAGAUAAUGAUAUUGCAGCAUCACUUGCAGACAUCACCCAUGUAGUAGUGGACGAAGUCCACGAAAGGAGCCUUGAUACCGAUUUCUUGCUUGCUCUGCUCAAAGACAUUUUGCAUAGGCGCAAGGAUUUGAAGGUCAUUUUGAUGAGUGCCACUUUAGAUGCAGAAGCCUUCACCCAAUAUUUCGGAGGACGAGCCCAUGUUGGCCGUGUUAAUAUUCCUGGGCGGACGUUUCCCGUUGAAGACUACUACCUCGACGACGUUUUACGCCAAACUGGAUUUAACAAUACCCUGGCAAGUUAUGAUAGCAUUGAGGGAGAAAAGGAGGACGGGUCUAUUGGAAAGUCACUGCGGUCACUUGGCAUGGGCAUCAACUACGAUUUGAUUGCUUCAGUGGUUCGAUACAUAGAUUCUCAGCUCGGAAGUGAUAGCGGAGGGAUCCUCAUCUUCCUGCCUGGUACUAUGGAAAUUGAUCGUUGUCUUGGUGCGAUGAGGGCGAUACCAAACAUGCAUGCCCUGCCUCUUCACGCUUCAUUGCUCCCAGCAGAGCAGAAACGUGUGUUCCUUGCUCCUCCCAAAGGCAAACGGAAAGUUAUUGCUGCCACCAACGUUGCAGAGACGUCCAUCACCAUCGAGGAUGUGGUUGCCGUCAUCGACUGUGGCCGCGUCAAGGAAACCAGCUUUGAUCCCAAGACCAAUGUAGUGAGGCUGCAGGAAGUCUGGGCUUCUCAAGCCGCGUGCAAACAACGACGAGGUCGUGCCGGUCGAGUCAAGGCUGGUAUAUGUUACAAACUGUACACUCGCGCGGCAGAAGCAAACAUGGCAGAAAAGCCAGACCCCGAGAUUCGCCGCGUGCCUCUGGAGCAGCUCUGUCUGUCGGUGAUGGCUAUGAGUGGAAUUGCAGAUGCCGCCGGGUUUCUUGCAAAGACGCUGACGCCUCCGGAAACAUUGGCUGUCGAAGGCGCAAUGAACCUCUUGCAUCGCAUCGGCGCUCUAGAUAAUCAAAAGCUCACUGCCCUCGGACGACACCUGGCCAUGAUACCGGCAGAUCUUCGAUGUGCAAAGUUGAUGGUGUAUGGAUCCAUCUUCGGCUGUGUGGACGCAUGUGUUACCAUCGCUGCCAUACUCACAUUAAAGAGCCCCUUUGUGUCGCCGCGGGAAAAGCGUGAAGAUGCUACAGCAGCAAGAGCGUCUUUCUCACGAGGAGACGGUGAUCUCCUCACUGACUUUGCAGCAUAUCUGCAAUGGUCUGAGAGAUCCCGGUCUCACGGAUUCUGGCAGACCACCACAUGGUGCUCGGAGAACUUUCUCUCUCACCAGACACUGCGAGACAUAUCAUCCAACCGGGCACAAUUCCUAACAUCCCUAAAAGACGCGGGUAUUCUUCCAAUAGACUACAAAGAGCCCUCAGACUCAACGAGCAGUCCAUGGGACCGCAAUACCAAAAACACCACACUCCUCCGCGCCCUGAUUGCAGGCGCAUACGACCCCCAAAUCGCCCAGAUCAGUUUUCCCGACAGAAAAUUCGCCGCGUCCGUCACCGGCACAGUCGAACUAGACCCGGACGCCCGAACAAUCAAGUUCUUCAACCAGGAAAACGGCCGCGUCUUUAUUCAUCCCAGUUCAAGUCUUUUCACGGUUCAGAAUUACUCCAAUGCCGCGUUCCUCAGCUACUGCGCCAAGAUGGAAACAAGCAAAGUCUUUAUCCGGGACUUGACACCGUUCAAUGCGUAUUCGCUCCUCCUCUUCAGCGGCGGUAUAACCCUCGACACCAUGGGCCGCGGCCUCGUCGUGGACAACUGGCUGCAUAUCCGCGGCUGGGCGCGCAUAGGCGUGCUGGUGUCGCGGCUGCGGAUGAUGCUCGACGACGUGCUGGCUGCAAAAGUCGAUAAUCCGGCGGCGGAUACCCAGGGACACGAUGAGUCCCGCGUGAUUGAUCUGGUGAAGAAGUUGGUUGAGUUUAAUGGGAUGGAUCAGUGA